Eruca vesicaria subsp. sativa (arugula) is the source of this 1829-nucleotide messenger RNA. The record is from the annotation of a GenBank genome assembly. Lineage: Eukaryota; Viridiplantae; Streptophyta; Magnoliopsida; Brassicales; Brassicaceae.
UCUCUCCCUUCUGACACUUUAAACUUCAUCUUCUUCUAAUAAAGCUUCAAUCUUUCUAUCUACAAAGUAACUUCAAAAGUGGAGAAACCUCGGUGGUAUAAUCAACUCUUCACGACAAUGAAGUGUUUCAUGUUCUCUGGUGGUGGGGACAAGAAGGACGAAAACAAGAAUCUCUCAUUGACCUCUAACUUCUCCGAACGCGACAUAAACCGAAGCGGCUCAGAUUUCAACUCUCGAGACGCCUCUGGCACGAGCACGGAGUCGUCCAUGGGGAGGAAGAACUCGUAUCCUCCAGUUUCUACUAGAGCGAGUAAUCUAAGAGAGUUCAGUGUUACUGAUCUCAAAUCUGCAACUAAGAACUUUAGUAGAUCUGUUAUGAUUGGUGAAGGAGGGUUUGGUUGUGUCUUCAGGGGAACUGUGAGGGAUUUGGAUGAUCCGACAGUUAAAAUUGAAGUUGCUGUUAAGCAGCUUGGUAAAAGAGGGUUGCAGGGGCAUAAGGAAUGGGUUACGGAAGUGAACUUUCUUGGUGUGGUUGAGCAUUCAAACUUGGUGAAGCUGCUUGGUUACUGUGCAGAAGAUGAUGAGCGUGGGAUCCAACGUCUUUUGGUUUAUGAAUACAUGCCCAACCGGAGCGUUGAGUUCCAUUUAUCUCCUCGCUCACUCACAGUCCUUACUUGGGAUUUAAGGUUGAGAAUCGCUCAAGAUGCAGCUCGUGGUUUAACAUAUCUGCAUGAACAAAUGGAGUUUCAGAUAAUAUUCAGAGACUUUAAGUCUUCCAACAUUCUUUUGGAUGAGGACUGGAAAGCAAAGCUCUCUGACUUUGGUUUGGCUCGUUUAGGUCCAUCUGAAGGACUAACUCAUGUUACUACUGAUGUUGUAGGUACAAUGGGUUAUGCAGCUCCUGAAUACAUUAAAACGGGCCGUCUCACAUCCAAAAGUGAUGUGUGGGGUUAUGGAGUGUUCAUCUAUGAACUCAUCACAGGGAGGAGACCAGUAGACAGGAACAAACCAAAGGGAGAGCAGAAGCUUCUAGAAUGGGUGAGACCUUAUCUAUCAGACACAAAGAAGUUCAAGCUCAUAUUAGACCCUAGACUUGAAGGGAAGUACACACUUAAAGCUGUUCAGAAGCUAUCAGUUGUGGCCAACAGAUGUUUGGUUAGGAACCCAAAGGCACGUCCCAAGAUGAGUGAAGUGUUGGAGAUGGUGAACAAGAUUGUGGAAGCGCCUUCAGGGAGUGGUACUAGCCCGAAGCUAGUUCCCUUGAAGAGUUUAGAGACGUCUAGAGAUGUGGGAGGGAAGAAGAAGAGGGUUUUAGAGACGAGGAACAAUGGUGGUGGUGGAGGUGAAGGAGGUUGGUUUGGUAAGUUAUGGAACCCAAAGACAGUAAAAGCUUGUUAGAUUGCUUAAGAUUCUAACUUCUUGUUACAAGAAAAAAAGUAAAGUAUCAAGAUGAAGAUCAAGAUCUAGCUUAUAUAAAUACAUAUUUAUAAAUGAAGAUUGUGAAAGAUGCUGGAUGUUAUAGUUUUUGAUGUUUGUAUUAGUAUAACCACAGUUGUCAAGAUAUGUUAUGUAGCUUAUCAGGAGUCAGGAGUUUUGUUCCAAAAUUGAUGCUUUCAUGUAUACAAACAAAGUAUGUGUCAAGGUACCUUAAGUAAAUCUUAGCACAAACAUGGAUUAAAAGAGAAAACAAUCAUAGUUUUACUUCUGUGGUUAAAUCUUAUAUUCGUGUAUACAAAGUAUGUGUCAAAGUACCUUAAGUAAAUCUUAGCACAAACAUGGAUUAAAAGAGAAAACAAUCAUAGUUUUACUUUUGUGGUUCAGUAUCUUAU